UUUCUACCUUUCUAGGGUUAGGGUUUUUGAUUUUAAUUAAACAUUAAAUCUGUAUGCAAUUUCAAUUUGCACCGAAAACAUUACAUAUUUAUAUAAUAAAGUUCAGUGCUUUUUGUUCACAUUACAUUCACAGAUCACUGAAUUUUUUUUCUUGGGUUUCACGCUGUGAAAUCUCUACCGUCUGAUCUUGAUUCAUCUGGGCUUUAGCGCCCUGUCGCCAUUGAAAUCCAUUAUCGUCAGCGUCUCAUGGACCCCUCUCAACAUCAUGCUACUUCUCCACUCAAUGAUCAAGAAGAUGAAUGGGACACUGAUGGAUUUGUGAUUCCAAGCUUGGGAAUAGAAGACCCAAAUCAUACUGCAGCUGAUGCUUCUGAAGUAGAAGCAUCAAAACCUCCUUCUCCAAAGAUUAAAAAGGAAGAGAACAUAUACUUAGGACCUCACGGGGUUCCUCCGUCACAAUCAAAGCAGCAAGAUCUGAACCCUUCUGGUCGAAAACAGCGGUUUAAGCAGAAACUGAAGGAAGCAGAUAGGAGAAUAAGUGGAACAGGGAGGGAAAAUAAGUUGGAGAAUUUGCGAGAGCUAGUGGGUAGUGGAAGGGGAAAUCCCAAUAUGGCAAAGGGUUCUCUUAGGGACUGGUUAGACCCACAUUGCCAUGAAUCAGAGUUUGAGAAGUGGUCCUCUCAGUGAAUGGACUAGUAGUUGGUGCCUACUCUUAGUUCAAAAUCACAUAAUAUUUAUUGAAGUCAUGUAUUAUGACAAUAAUCGAUCAUCAAAUGUACCAUUUCUUGCUGCUAAUGCCGAACUUAUAAAGGUAAUGGAUCUUAUUUCUCCGA
Ricinus communis (castor bean) is the source of this 833-nucleotide messenger RNA. RefSeq lists its product as uncharacterized. NCBI's taxonomy places the organism in Eukaryota, Viridiplantae, Streptophyta, Magnoliopsida, Malpighiales, Euphorbiaceae. The transcript has 3 exons. Bases 247 to 687 code for a protein of 146 amino acids. The record is from RefSeq and is a predicted model, not a curated record.